AUGUGGCAUAUAUUCAAGGUUGACGUGUCCAUUUGGCCUCCAGCACAACUGAUCUCAUUUUGGUUCUUACCGCCGCCCGUUCGGGUCGUCUAUGUGAAUAUUGUGUCAUUAAUUUAUAAUUGUAUCAUGUCCUACAUAAAAAACAACGAUGUAAGUGAAAUAAAAAAACUGGCAUGA
Messenger RNA from Cooperia oncophora, 177 nucleotides. The record is from the annotation of a GenBank genome assembly. Lineage: Eukaryota; Metazoa; Nematoda; Chromadorea; Rhabditida; Trichostrongylidae.